AUGCCAACAACAGGCCUACCGAUGAUCAACAUCGCCAAAGUGAGCGAUUGGCUCACACAGAAUGCUAAUGAGCACAUCUAUCCACGGCUCUUUCUCAUGUCCCCAAAUGGCACAUUAUUAGCCUACUCAAAGCCUGUCCAGACUAAGGAGCUCCGCGAUCAAGCUGCGCUCAUUUCCAUGGCUUGGAAAGAACACUGUACUGGGCGACAAAAGUUUCCUGCGCGGGCUGGGACUGCAACUGAUCCUUCGCUCAGACCUGCGCUCAGGACGCUCACUAUCGAAACCCAGGACUGCAACAUCAUAGUGCGUCUGCUUCAGCCAGAGUUACUGCUGGUCCUUAUUGGCAGAAUCGCCCCUAGCAAAAAGCAGACGUUCAAAAUCUCUCCCGAGGGGCAAGGGGACCCUCGGUAUCCGGAAACCGAUUUCCCUAGUUCGCGACCUGGUUCCAGCUCCAAACCGCUGCUUCCGGGCGAUGCGGCUAGUGACAAUCUUGCGUCCGGCAAUGGAGAGGGACUGGCUGUAAAGAACAAGGCGCCUUCACUAUUUAGUAACAUGAGCCAACGGGAGAAAGACAUCAGAGGUGGUGCACUCCAUGUCCAACGAAAGAAACUAGACGCCUUAGCCGAGUAUGUCUUGAAGGAUUUCGAAGACACCUCUUUCGUCAUGCCAGCGGAUGCGGACCUACAGUAG
This is a messenger RNA of Pyrenophora tritici-repentis Pt-1C-BFP, 690 nucleotides long. RefSeq lists its product as uncharacterized. NCBI's taxonomy places the organism in Eukaryota, Fungi, Ascomycota, Dothideomycetes, Pleosporales, Pleosporaceae. The record is from RefSeq and is a predicted model, not a curated record.